Molecule: messenger RNA, 2246 nt
Organism: Micropterus salmoides (largemouth bass)
Lineage: Eukaryota; Metazoa; Chordata; Actinopteri; Centrarchiformes; Centrarchidae
Product: high mobility group protein B2-like
Exons: 5
Coding region: 163-765 (200 amino acids)
Biological process (GO): regulation of transcription by RNA polymerase II
Molecular function (GO): DNA binding, bending
Source: RefSeq, a predicted model, not a curated record
GUUGCUGGGGGGCGGCGCCGGGCUCGAGCUCGACCCAGUUUGAAAGUGAACCAACGUCUCCAGUCGCCGCUUCAGCCACCAAACAACAACAAGAACCCGUGAACCCCCAAAAACCCGAAACCCGACCCAAAGUCUGCUCCGGCCCUCCUGACGAGCGCCACUAUGAUGCGUAAAGACGUCAACAAGCCGAAGGGGAAGACGUCGGCGUACGCCUUCUUCGUCCAGACGUGUAGAGAGGAACACCGGAAGAAGCACCCCGAGCAGUCCGUCAACUUCGCCGAGUUCUCCAAGAAAUGCUCCGAGAGAUGGAAGGGUCUGUCUGCCAGCGAUAAGAAGUGUUUCGAGGACAUGGCGAAGGCCGACAAGGUGCGUUACAACAGGGAGAUGAGAGACUACAUCCCGCCCAAGGGCUUCGGAAAGAGGGGCCGCAAGAGGAAAGACCCCAACGCACCCAAAAGACCCCCGUCUGCGUUCUUCGUGUUCUGCAGCGAGUACCGUCCCAGCGUGAAGCAGCAGUACCCUGGUCUGUCUAUAGGAGACUGUGCCAAGAAGCUGGGAGAGAUGUGGAGCAAACUGUCCCAGUCUGAGAAGCUGCCCUACGAGGAGAAGGCCCAGAAACUACGAGAGAAAUACGACCGGGACAUGGUGGCGUACCGCGGCGGCGGCACGUACGCCAGGAACCCCGGCUCUUCAGCUCAGGGAGGGGAGGAAGAGGAGGACGACGAAGGAGAGGACGAAGACGAGGAGGACGACGACGACGAGUAGAAGACGAGCUGCAGCUGGAUGAGAGGGAGAGACUGAAUGUGUUAGAGAGAGAGAGACAGGUAGGUGUGUGUGUUUCAGAGGUAGGACAGUGUUGAGGUGCAGGUGAGGGCCUGUGACAGCUGAUUGGACAAGAGCAGGCAGUGGGCGGAGCUUCACAGCAGAAACAAAGUAAAGGGAGACGUGGUGACAGCUGACUGAAAGCAGGUCUGAGGUCAGGUGAGCUUUCAGUAAGAUGUUUUCUUUCCUCCAGUUGGAUCAGUUGAGUCAAACCUCACCUGGUCGUGUUUGUGCAGGUGAAGCUACAUCACCAGUCACAUGUUACUGACCCCACCGAAGAUCAACUGGAACUCAGGUGUCGCCGUCCGACGUGGAGUCCAGAUCAGUUCAGGAUCAGACAGAAGGUCAGUGAAGACGUCUGGAAGACCUCAGCUAGGAACUUCAGCCGCUGUCUGCCCGAGGUCAGGGGUCAUUAGAGGUCGUCCGAGGUCAGGGUCGUCUGUCAGUAGCCAGGACGGCAGUGUUUUUCUUCCAUACACGAUUCCGUGUAGAAAAUCAUGUUAUAUUAGUCGAUCAGUUGAUGAACAGAAAGUUGAUCAGCAGCUGUUUCUGUCAUUGAAGAAUACUUUUAAGUUUCCAGCUUCUCAAAUGUGAGAAGCUGAAAUAAAUCAAUAAAUAAUGAUUGUUGGUCAAACACAACAAGACGUCACUUGUAUUUCUAACUUAUUGAUUAGUUGAAAGGAGCAGUGAGAGUGGUCGUUAGCAGCGUGUUGCUGGUCUGAGCUGUUGGACCAGUUCAGGACCAAGCAGACUGGUUUUAUACCAGUUCAAGCUGCUCACCAGUAGCUGUGCUGGGUAACAGGAAGGGUUUCUGAUGGUCAAGGUCUCCUGAUGAGGAUCCAGGUCUGCAGAUGAGGGUCUACAUCUACAGAUAAGGGUCCAGUUACUGGUCAGGGUCAAGGUCUCCUGAUGAGGAACCAGCUAAUGAUGAGGUUCCAGGUCUCCUGUUGAAGGUACACGUCUCUGCCACAUUCAGCUGUAACCAGGUCAUGUGACAGAGCAGACAGUCCUCAGCCCGACCUCGUCGCCCAUCAGACAGGCAGAGAGAGAGAGAGACAGGUCGCUCUGAAGCACACACACAGGACCACAGAGUGUGUGCGUGUUACUGUGUGUUGUAUGUGUGUGUGCGUGCGUGCAUGUGUGUGUGGUCAUCAGAUGUUAAACUGUCCGGCACCAGAGGAUAGUAAAGUAACCCCCCCCUCCUCCACCCAACCCACACUUUUACCAUGGUUACCCUGCACCCUCCCUAAGCCCCAUCUCCACCAUCACCUCUGUGUGUUACCAUGGAAACCUGACCCCCACCUCCUGCUCUUCAUCAUGUUGUUUUUUUAUUUUCUUACUGGAGGUUUAUGGACUGUUUCUGUUCCUUGUUCACUGUCAGAGUAGAAACUUUUAUAAUAAAACGACCACCUGAGGGAAACUUA